Phytophthora megakarya is the source of this 909-nucleotide messenger RNA. The record is from the annotation of a GenBank genome assembly. Lineage: Eukaryota; Oomycota; Peronosporomycetes; Peronosporales; Peronosporaceae.
AUGUCUGACUUCUUUAAGUCGUUCAACAGGAUCUUGGGACAACGACAACGAGCCACUAUGGCAUAUAGGCCUCAAGCCAAUGGAUCUGCAGAACGAAUGGUCCAGACAGCUACCAGGGCUCUUAAGAUGUACGUGGAAGAUCUGGAUCAACGAGAUUGGGAUGAGUAUGCCGAGCGACUCACCUUUGCGAUCAACACCGCAAGGGAUCGGAUCCGAGGCGAAACACCUUUUUAUAUGAUACAUGGCUGGGAUCCCAGAUCUACCCUGGAAGCUGUGAUCCCUGUGGGGAGUACGCGCAAGCACGAGGAGGCGAGGGAACAGGUGAACCAGCGUCUACGGGAAGCGAUCGCGGAUCGCGCCGAUAUGCAUAAUGAUCUGACAAGACCGCACCCUAUAGAGUCAGAAUCAAGGGUCUGGCUAUACUUGGAUCGGGUGCGUGAAGGGUACGCAAAAAAGCUGGCGCACUUAUGGCAUGGCCCUUUCCGCGUGGCCGAGAAGAUCGGGGAGCAUGCUGUGAGGUUGGAGAUAGCAGGAUCUGCAUACAGCAUUUUGGUACAUGUAUCGAAGAUCAAACUGGUCAAAGUAUUCCCAGAUCGGCCAGUAAUUCGGCUGAACGGAUCAGAAAGAGAUCGAGUAGACUUCGAUGAAGCCCUCCUACCGGAAGAUAGCUGGAUCCAAGAUCGGGAGCCAGACGAGUAUGAAGUGGAACGAAUCUCUGACGUGAGAACUGGCAAGAGGACGAGAUAUGGCCGGAUCUACAGAGAAUUCCUGGUAUAUUGGCGAGGAUAUGAAGAUCCGACUUGGAUAGACGAAGUAGAUCUCAACUGUGGCGCUCUUCUGCAUGAAUUCUUACGAGAUCGUGCUUGUCGCAACCGUUUCGGGGUGAUGCAAUCUCACGAAGAACCGUGA